GACGUCAUCACAUGCGCGGAGAAAACGCGCCGAGACGGAAAGCGUUGAGUCCCCCCCCCGAUGAGCUCAGAGGAAGAGACGGAAACUACAGUCAUGUCUGUCUCUCUGUCUGAAGAGAGAGACAGGAUCCAGAGACAGGUGGAGGAGUUGGAGCAGAGUCUGUCUCUCAGUCUGUCUGAAACACACACUGGUCUACAGCUGCUGAGCAGUGGGACAGAUGAUGAAUCAGGAAGUGAAGAGGAGGAGGAGGAGUCUGCUGCAGGUCUGUUGGCUCAGAGAGAAAAAAUCCAGAAAGAGAUCGAGAACCUGGAGAACAAGCUAGGACCACAGAGUCCUGUCUGUCUGUCAGAUGGUGAUGACAUCAUUAUCAGCAGUGAUGAGAGUGAGCUGGGUAUUUCUCUCUCUGUUGAGUCUUGUCUUCAGAUGAACCUGGUUUACCAGCAGGUGGUGCAGGAGACUCUGUGUCAGCUGGAGACACUACUGACACACAACCACAGACAACAGAGGGAACUUGUGUCUCAGUUGUCUGGACCAAUCAAAGAGCCUUCCAGAGAACAGCCGGCCCCCUCCUCCUACCAACUGCCAAUCAACAUGUACCUGGGUCGCUUCCUGAAACCUUACUUCAAAGACAAACAGACCGGACUGGGUCCUCCAGCCAAUCAGGAGACGAAGGAGAAGAGCAGCAGGAUGACAGGAUGUCUGGACGAAAAUAAAGUCAAGAUUAAACGAUGGGAGAGCUGGCAGAAGACUCUUCUGAUCGACUCAGUGUCCAGAGACAGUCUGAGGAGACUUGUCCAACCCAAACUCUCCAGGGUGGACUACCUGAGUCAGAAGUUGUCGUCAGCAGAGGAGACAAACAGGCAGAAGCUCCGAGAUCAGAUCGACAGUUUGGAGAGAGAGAUCGACACUAUCAGGACGAAGAAGGAGGAGGAGCUGAUUGGUGAUCGAUACGAGGAACAUGAUUGGGAAAAAAUCUCCAACAUUGAUUUUGAAGGGACGCGGGAGGCCGAUGACAUUAGGUGCUUCUGGCAGAACUUCCUUCACCCGUCAAUCAGGAAGGAUGGAUGGAGUCAGGAGGAGGUGGAGCAGCUGAGAGACAUCAGCAGGAGACACCGAGAGAGAGACUGGAAGAAGAUCGCUGAGGAGCUGGGGACGGGGAGGACAGCCUUCAUGUGUCUUCAGACUUUCCAGCGUUUUGUGUCAGACUCGUUGAGACGAGGCAGUUGGACGCCCAAUGAGGACGAUCUUCUCCGGGAUCUGGUGGACAAGAUGAGGAUCGGAAACUUCAUCCCCUACACUCAGAUGAGUUACUUCAUGGAGGGUCGUCACCCCCCUCAGCUGAUCUACAGGUGGAACCAGGUUCUGGACCCGAGCCUGAAGAAAGGCAUGUGGACCAAACAGGAAGACCAGCUCUUGUUGCGAGCUGUCUCACGUCACGGGGAGAAGGACUGGUGGAAGAUCCGGCUGGAGGUUCCUGGACGAACCGACAGCGCCUGCAGAGACAGGUAUGUUGACUGUCUGAAGUCGGGGAUGAAGCGAGGAGCAUUUGACAAACAGGAGCAAGAGCUGCUGCUGCAGCUGGUGGAGAAAUAUGGCGUCGGUCGCUGGGCGAAGAUCGCAGCUGAGAUUCCUCAACGUUACGAUGCUCAGUGUCUGAGAGAAUGGAGGAAAGUGAGCAGGAAGCUUUGUCCUGCUCAGCAAAAUAGAAAAGCUAAAAACCCACAAACAAGUGGAGAUGGAAAGAAGAAGAGGAAGGUAAACAUCAGGAGGAAAGUGAAGGAGGAGCUGAGCAGUGAGGAGGAGCAGGAGGAGGAGGAGGAGGAGGUGGAGUACAUGGACAGUGAUACUGAUGAUGAGAAGAAGAUGGAGGAGGAGGAGAAGGAGGAGGUCGUUGAAGUGGAUCGGACUGCAGAUGUAGAGGAUGAGGUGGAGGAGUACACCUGCCCUUCGAUGACUGAGUGGAUUCCAGAUGAUAAAGCAAAACAUUUCUCCUUCCUAAACUUUAGACCGGUGUCCAUACCUUCCUCCUCCCAUAGCCCCAGAGGGGAGCCAGUCCGCUCAACCAUCGUGGGGAAGCUCGGACGCUCUGUGAUCAUUGGUUCAAACCCAGCGGAGCUGCAGUGGGAGGAGCGUCACAGAAGCAGCACCAUGAUGAUGGUGUCACCUGACCAGCUCCAAGCCCACCUGCACUGCCAGGCAGCCGAGUGGAAAAAACGGGGCCUCCGGAUCAAAGGGAAAAAGAAGGGCCGAUCCAUGGACACCGUGGUGAAGUUCAAGCUCCAGGCUGCCGUGACGGCCUGGAUUGGGAACCUGCUGAUCCCGACUCAAACCAGACUGACUGUGGCCGACGCCCUGAGGGAACAAGGAGAGAAAACCAAGCUCUCCUCCACUCCUGUCUUCCAGCUGCUGCUGCAGACCAUGAAAGUGGACGUCAUCGGGUGCAAGGAGACGAUAGAGCAGAGGAAGGAGAAAGUGGUGUUUCCGACUCCGCCCCCAGACCCUGCGUCUGUCUGCAGGAAGGAUCCGCCUACUGUUGCAGAAAUCCUGCAGCAGAGGAGGCAGCAGAAGGAAUUAGACCUGCAGGACAAACUGAUCCUGACGCAGCUUCACACUCUGCAACAGCAGCAAAUUAUGCCCAAACAACCAAUCAGAACACAGCAAUUAGUUUAUCUGCACCAACCUCAGAAUCUACCCCCUCAGUCUCUCCCUCCUAGCAUCCCUUCUCAGAAUCUUCCUGGUCUUCCUGACAUGUCUCGUCUGUCAUUUCCUCAGAGAGUCUUCAUUCCUCAUCCUCUUCUCCAGCCUCAGAAACCUCUCGCUCCCUCUUCUGACACAUCCCAUUUGUCUCCAUGCCGACCUCCUCCUGUGGGCGUGCUCACCUCUUCAUCUCCUCCUCUUCCUCCUGUCUCCAUGGUCCCGAUGCUCCAGAGUCCUACCAGCUCCGCCUUAGUCCAGCAACAGACCGUACCAACCCUCGCCCCCCGUCCUCUCCCUUCUUCCAGUGGUACAUCCUCAGAACAGAGUUUGCCCAGAGGGAGGGGGCAGAAGGCCGACAGAAAGCCGUCUGUCAAGGUGUGUGUCCCCGGAGCAGGUAGUGACGGGACGUACACGGGUGUGAAGGACGAAGGACGGAGGAAUCUGAAGCUGAGUCAAAGGCCCAGAGCUCUACAGGAAGCUACCAGAGCCAAGACUCAAAACAUGAAGAAAUCUGCUUCAUCCUCCCGAAAGACGCCUGAGAGCCAGAGAAGCGACUCUCCCCCUCAGACCGGGCUCCUCCCGCCUCCUCAGCAUCACACUGCAUUCUUAAGUUCAAGCUUAUCUGCUUCUUUACUCAGGGACCAUGAGUACUUUAUUGAUACUACCCCCCCCUCAAUCCAACCAAGUCCUGCCCCCGAACAGCCAGACCCCAAACCCUGUAAAUCUGACCCCGUCCCAGAGACGCCCACCAAACAUCCCAGCAGAGCAAUGAAACGAAGGCGGGGGCAGGAGCAGGACGGGGUGACAAGCAGUCAGGAUGUCCCAUGUGCAGAUGUGACAGGUGACCCCGGGGCCCAGGCUGAUACAGGUGCAACCCAGGAAGGAAAAAGGGUUCGGAAGCUAACUCACAAGGCCAGGGAGCUGGAGAAAGAGACUGAAACCAAGGACGAAGCCAAAAAGAAGAGGAAGUCUUCUCCUUGUAAAGCUCGCCCUCCUACGUCUCGCUCUAAAGAGGAAACUGUCGCUCGCCCUGAGAAACCCACACUGCAUGUACCUCCUGGUGAGUCGAUAUGGGUCAUGACUCCUGGUGGGUUGGUCCAGCUCCAACUUGCCCCGCCCCAACCCCAUCAGCAGGCAUUAGAGCCGACCCCCACUUUUCCACCUGCACCUGGAAAUAGUACAAGACAGCAACUGGACACGGCUCCUCUGAGAUUCAAACCACCACCUGUACCAUAUGACCUGACCAGUCCCAUCAACCUCCCUGCUUCACCCACUCAUCCUUCUAAGCCCCGCCCACCUGUCCCAAGCCCAGGUUGGUUCCCCCUCCACUCCUGGGACCCUCAGCCUCCUCCCAAAGUCCUCCUGCCCUAUGAGGAUGCAAUCAGAGUGGACAAGGCCUCACCUCCUCCCCUCAGGAGGGAGGCGCUUCAGUUCAACCCCUCACUGAUGUUCCUGGAGCCUCAGGAAGCAGUGUGUGAUUGGCUGAGUGGGCGGAGAGGGGUGGUGGUACCAGGAGCAGGCGUGGCUCUGCCCUACCUGCCACCAUUCGUCAGCACUCUGAGCACGCUCAGGGCGCUGCUCCAGGCCAAAAGCUCUUUGACCAAAUCCUCUCUGCAGCUGCUGCGUCAAGACUCUGAACCUCGGCGCUGCCAAACCAGCAUCGAGUCCAACAGCAGUUCAGAAAACAGCUCCAGUCAGCGUCCACCCGACCUGCCAGACUCCACCUCUGACCUCAGACCAGCCGAGCAGCCAGCAGUUCCCACUGUCAGCUCUGACAGCCUGCAGGAGGAGGAGCAGGAGGAGGAGCAGGAGGAGCAGGAGGAGCAGGAGGAGCAGGAGGAGCAGGAGGAGGAGGAGCAGGAGGAGCAGGUGGAGCAGGAGGAGCAGGAGGAGGAGGUGCUUGUGGCGACAGUGCGUGAGCUUGUGACAGAGCGUUUUUCUAGUAACCCCGCCUACCAGUUGUUGAAGGCCCGCUUCCUGUCACUCUUCACUGUCCCCGCCCUCCUUGCUACCAUCCAGCCAAUAACAGAGGAGACUGUGGCUCGCCCAGCCACUCAGGAGGAGGAGGAAGAGGAGGAGGAGGAAGAAGUGGUGAAGCUGAAGAAAAUCAAAGAAAGGGGGCGACAGAGAGCCCAGCGAGAUUAGAACUAGAUGUCAUCAAAUCUUUCCUUAUUUUGUUCUACUGGUCCUCGGGGGGGUUUCUAUCAAAGUAGCUCAACCCAUCCUGGUUUAAGUGAAAAGCUUCAGUUUGAAUCAGUUUGACUUGAUCUGCAGCUGCAGAACCACAGGAGCAAAGAGCAGGACUGAGUCACGGCAGUAAUAAGUGACGUGAGUAGCUUUAUACUUUCAUUAUCACAACAGGUUUGUCUGUUUGAUUUAUAAAAGGCAUCUUCUCCUCAGUAUCAAAGACAGAGAACCUGAGAAUGAAAUGAGUGUUGGAGAAACAGAAGGUGAAGAGAUGUCAGAAUGAAUUCACAGUCAUUUCUUCUUCUCACAGCUUGAAAAUAGUACCUAAUAAACAGUUCAACUAAACUUUGACAAACACCUGUUUCCACCGAAUGCCGGUACUGAGCAGCCGAGCUCCAAAGUGUCAGCUACCACACGAUUGAGCACAAAUUGCUUUGAGCCAAUCACGGAUCUCUCACUAAAAUAAACCAGAAUUAUCAAAGAAAGCCAGUGUUACACUUGGAUGGAGCACCCCCCCCCCCCCUCUCCUCAUUAGAGGUUUUCAUCUUGUAUGUGUGGAUAAAGAAAAGGACACAUUUUAACACCUUGUUUUAAUGAAACCAAGAAGACACAACAUCAAACUGAAGCUCUCAUGGACACGAGUCGCCUGUAAUGCAGUAAAAUGCGUUACAAUCAAUAUAAUCAAUUACAAGACGUGUUUAUCUUGAAGUGUGUGACAGUGCUGCUCAGCUGAGUCAAUGUUCAUGAACAGAUUUGAUU
This is a messenger RNA of Pleuronectes platessa (European plaice), 5643 nucleotides long. It is a transcript of the gene snapc4, whose product is annotated as small nuclear RNA activating complex, polypeptide 4. Lineage: Eukaryota; Metazoa; Chordata; Actinopteri; Pleuronectiformes; Pleuronectidae. The record is from RefSeq and is a predicted model, not a curated record. Bases 61 to 4842 code for a protein of 1593 amino acids. The transcript is spliced from 23 exons.